Molecule: messenger RNA, 1152 nt
Organism: Aspergillus puulaauensis
Lineage: Eukaryota; Fungi; Ascomycota; Eurotiomycetes; Eurotiales; Aspergillaceae
Gene: preB
Product: alpha-factor pheromone receptor STE2
Exons: 2
Coding region: 1-1152 (383 amino acids)
Biological process (GO): G protein-coupled receptor signaling pathway
Cellular component (GO): membrane; G protein-coupled receptor homodimeric complex
Molecular function (GO): pheromone binding; mating-type factor pheromone receptor activity
Source: RefSeq, a predicted model, not a curated record
AUGUCUUCGGAUUUCGAUCCCUGGACCCAAAAUGUCACUUUUCACCUUGCGGAUGGAACUCCUUUCGAUGUGCCCAUUGACAUGGUCGACGACUUUGCUCAGUAUCCGAUCCGGGUGUGCAUCAACUACGGCUCGCAGCUUGGAGCAACUGUCGUUCUUCUGGUUAUACUUCUUCUGCUGACUAGAGCCGAGAAGCGUGCUUCCUAUGUUUUCUGGCUCAACUGUCUCGCGCUGCUCCUUAACUUCGCGAGAUUGCUCUGCUCAAUCAUCGUCUUCACCUCCGGCUUCUUGAAAGCCUAUGCAGUCUUCACCGGCGACUACUCCCAAGUGCCUACCUCCGACUAUGCAAACUCCGUUCUGGGAGUCAUUUUCGCAGCUUUGCUCCUCACGAUCAUCGAGAUAUCGCUGGUCCUCCAAACGCAGGUUGUCUGUUCGAACCUAAGACGCAUCUACCGUCGUUUUUUGCUCUGCGUGUCCGUCGUUGUUGCCCUCAUCCCAACCGGGUUUCGGUACUGGCUGUCUGUUGAGAACGUAAAGAGCAUUAUCCUUUCAGCCAACAGUCCGGUACCCCUCAACUGGUUGGAGAGCACCGCGAACAUUGUCCUCACCGUGAGCAUCUGCUUCUUCUGUACGGUCUUCAUAACCAAGCUUGGCUUUGCCAUUCGACUCCGCCGCAAACUCGGCCUCACCGAAUUCGGCCCUAUGAAAGUUAUCUUCGUCAUGGGCUGCCAGACCAUGAUUAUCCCAGCCAUCUUCUCAAUCGUAAACUACUCAACCGACGUCCCGGAGCUCUCCACCAACAUCCUAACCCUAGUAACCCUCUCCCUACCUCUAUCUUCCCUCUGGGCCGGCACAACUCUUGACAAACCCAACCAAACCUCUUCCAACGCCCGCAACCUAUGGCAGAUCCUCUCUUUCUCAGGAUACAAGGGCAGACACCAGCCAUACACGGUGACAUCCUCUACUUCAACCGCCAAGCAAUGCACCCACUGCUACUCCGACUCGCGACCCUUGACGGAGAAGGAGGAUAAGAACAAGAAGAAGGGUUUCAGGAAUGACUUUACUUCGUUUUCUUCUGAGCAGUCCGGUAUUGCGGUUGAGCAUGAUAUUUCCGUGCGGAGUGCAAGGAGGGAUUCGCUUGGGUUUGUUUGA